AUGUUGAUCACUGAGCUAGCGCUUCGGUGGGGCACGGGGACAUCGGGGGCGCUUCGCCGGGGCGAAGGCCGGGGCGCGCCGUCGCGUGGAGCAUCCGAGGCGCCGCGACUCGCCCACAGUACCCAGCGGGUGCGGCAGAGUACUGCGACAACCGAUCUACCUCACGGGGGGUGUGGGCCCAGCUCCCGCCCACCCGAAGUCGUUGGCCGGGCUGUAUUUUAA
This is a messenger RNA of Leptosia nina, 222 nucleotides long. NCBI's taxonomy places the organism in Eukaryota, Metazoa, Arthropoda, Insecta, Lepidoptera, Pieridae. The record is from the annotation of a GenBank genome assembly.